AAUAAAAAGAAGUAAACCAGUAAAUUAAAGGAAGUACCAAAAGUACUGAUGAUGACUUCCAAAGCCCAAUCUCCCCUUUCUCUCCCGGUCAUUGACUUCUCUAGUGGAGAUCUCAAACCAGAAACUCCCGAGUGGGACUCAGUGAGAGCUCAAGUCCGAGCAGCCCUUGAAGAGUACGGAUGUUUCGAGGCCACGUUCGAUGGAGCUUCCAUGGAGCUAAGGAAAGCUAUUUUCAAGGCCACGGAGGAGGCUUUUAAUUUACCACUAGAGACGAAACUAAGCACAAAGUCAAACGAAUUAAUUUACAAAGGGUACUUGACGAUUCCGACUAUGCCUUUAUACGAAGGUAUGGGCUUCUACGGUGUAGAUAGUCCUGAGGUUGUCGAUGACUUGACUCACAAGCUUUGGCCUCAAGGCAACACCCCUUUCAGCAAGAAUGUUCAGUCAUUUGGAGAGAAGUUGAUAGAACUAAAUGUGAAGGUGAGGACAAUGAUCAUGGAGAGUUUCGGGCUCGAGAAAUACAUCGAGGAACAUCUUAACUCAGCAAAGAACCACCUUCAAAUAUUCAAAUACAAAGGACUUGACGAUAACACAGAGGAGACUCUAGGUUUCAAACCUCAUAUCGACAGACAAUUCCUCAGCAUACUUUGCCAGAACGAUGUUGUAGAUGGCUUGGAGAUUGAAACCAAAGAUGGUGAAGAGUGGAUCAAAGCUAGGCCGUGUCAAGAUACUUCUUUCCUUGUUAUGGCCGGAGCUUCUCUUCAUCUACUUUUGAAUGGUGGGGUGUUUCCUCCGCUUCACCGAGUGGUUAUAACCGGAAAGAAAGAUCGGUAUGUGGCUUGCCUGUUCUCGCCUCCUAGACAAGGACUGAUCAUAAAUGCGCCUGAGGAGAUAGUAGACGAUGAACAUCCUCGUCUCUAUAAGCCUUUUGAUUUUGAGGCUUACGUGAACUUCAGCAACAGGUCCAACACAAGUACCAGGGGGAGAGAUCUAUCUAGUCUCAAGAGUUAUUGUGCCCUUUAAAUAUUUAUGAUGCCUUGCAAUUAAAAAAUAUGUCUUGUUUGAUCACUGUGCAUUUGUUCAUUCGAUCGAGUUGGUCUUGUUGACUGGUUAGCGUCUAAUAAAUCCAGGGCCGACUCUAACCCAUGGUAACAUCGGCAAUUGCCAUGGGUCUAUAGAUCCAAGCUUUUUAAUAUUAUUUUACUAA
Molecule: messenger RNA, 1207 nt
Organism: Raphanus sativus (radish)
Lineage: Eukaryota; Viridiplantae; Streptophyta; Magnoliopsida; Brassicales; Brassicaceae
Product: probable 2-oxoglutarate-dependent dioxygenase AOP1
Exons: 3
Coding region: 49-1023 (324 amino acids)
Molecular function (GO): dioxygenase activity
Source: RefSeq, a predicted model, not a curated record